Messenger RNA from Eremothecium cymbalariae DBVPG#7215, 1056 nucleotides. It is a transcript of the gene RNH1, whose product is annotated as RNA-DNA hybrid ribonuclease. The record is from RefSeq and is a predicted model, not a curated record. NCBI's taxonomy places the organism in Eukaryota, Fungi, Ascomycota, Saccharomycetes, Saccharomycetales, Saccharomycetaceae. Gene Ontology annotation, biological process: DNA replication, removal of RNA primer. Bases 1 to 1056 code for a protein of 351 amino acids. Gene Ontology annotation, molecular function: nucleic acid binding; magnesium ion binding; RNA-DNA hybrid ribonuclease activity. The transcript has a single exon.
AUGUGCGCCAAAAGCUGGCGCUCAGCAACCACCAAAUUCUACGGAGUCUACAAUGGCACCAUCCCGGGCGUCUACAGCAACUUCUCAGCAUGUAAAGCCCAGGUUGAUGGCGUAAAGGGCGCCAAAUGGGGCGUUUUUUCCACCGAAGAACAAGCCAAAAAUUUCGUCCGAACUGGUAUCCGCACCGCCGCCGCCGCCACCACCACCAAGCUCACCGCCACAUUCUACGGGGUUAAAAGCACCAACCCAACGCUCGAAAGCAAGGUAUUCGAAACCUGGAAAGACUGCAAGAACUACGUCCAUCGCCAACGGGGACUCUCCUUCAAAAAAUUCGCCACCCGCGUCGACGCACACAACUUCGCUACGGGUACAUGCCCGCAUGACUACCAACUCAUCGGCACUACACCCGCCGAGUUUACCGCCCAGCACAAACUCCCGGACGCACCACAACAAACCCUCCACUCCGACGAAUCCGUUGUAUACUGCGACGGCUGUGCCCUAGGUAACGGUACCGCAGACUGCAUUGCCGGCAUUGGCGUGUACUUCGCCAACGAACCAGCACUCCACCUCAGCGAGCCUUGUACAGAACCCCCGUAUACAAACAACCGCGCAGAGAUUAAGGCCGCCUUUCGCGCACUGCAAGUCAUAUGGAACAACCUGACCGCGGCGCCACCCCAUGCCCCACGAUACAACUACAAGCUGUUCACGGACUCCGAAUACGUGGUGUACCUGCUAACAUGCAGGUACACCACGUUCAAAACCCUAGAUCAGAUGGCCAAAAUCCCCAACGCCGAUCUUGCCGUGCCUCUGGUUCAGAUCUACAUCCGAGUCAAGCUCUUCUACCUGGCAAACGCACCGCGGUUCGCGAACCGCGGUGCGUUUGCCAUAGAAUGGGUUCGUGGUCACGUGGGCGAGCCGGGCAACGAAGCCGCCGACCGUCUUGCCCGCCAGGGCGCCACCGAGGACGCCGCGGUGGCGAGAUCCGCGGCGGCGCCGCUGCCGCCCGCGACAGCGGCUGCUGCUGCUGCUGCCGUCGCAGCUUCUCCGUCGCAGUAA